UUCAGAAACCUAGUGCCGAGCAGAAUGGAAGGCAUCGACCUGAUAGUGUGACGUUUACGCGCCCUUCUCUACCUGCGAACUUCUUUAACGCGUGGUGCGCUUUAGCAGUGAUAGCCAAAUCGUCACUUGGAGCGUGUAGCUUAACGUUGGACAGGUAGAUCGCCGGCUAGAACUGGUCUCUUAAAAAGAAGUGCAGCCGGAAAGUGACGCGCGGGGACGAACAUUUCCCGGAAGACGCCAGCUCGAUUUCUUUCGGUGUUUGCGUGUCGAGGCGAGAACAGAUCGAUCAGAGCUGUUAAAAAGGACAGCGAAACGCGUUAUAUCGCAUGUUCCAUAUUCGGAAACAUAUGGCCCGCACAUCGAUCGAAACGCCAAAUAGUUUGGAUUGAGGCUUUGUAUUUGUGAAUGCUCUGCAACUAAUUGCCCCUUGCCUUUAUGUGCGAGGCAAAGAAACACGUGUGAAUAUGUAAAACAGCGGUUAUAUAUGAAAGCCAACGACGCUCUGUCUACAGUGUAUAACUGGGAUCAGAGUUUCAAGGUUCUUAAAUAAAAACGGACUCAAGGAUGCCUUCGAUAGACCUUCCGUUCAGCAUCGAGACUCAGGCAAUUCACGCUGGGCAGGACCCGAAGCAAUGGAAUUCCCGUGCAGUUAUCCCACCCAUUUCGCUUUCGACCACCUUCCAACAAACUGGCCCAGCUGAGAUCUCUGGUUACGAUUAUUCCCGGUCGGGUAAUCCAACCCGAAAUUGUCUCGAAACCUGCCUAGCCGCAUUGGAAAAAACAAAGUAUGCCUUGUGCUACGCUUCGGGUCUGGCUGCCGUCGACAAUGUACUUCACCUUCUUCAAAACGGAGAUCACAUUAUUGCUUUCAAUGACCUGUAUGGUGGUGUGAACCGGCUGUUGCGUAACUGUGCCAUUCCACAUGGACUUGAAGUUGAUUUUGUUGAUGCUACCGAUCCUGCCAACAUCGCCGAUGCAAUAAAGCCUAACACAAAGGUGGUCUGGGUAGAGUCACCGUCCAAUCCAAUGAUGAAGCUGGUCGACAUCGCUUCUGUAGCAGCUCUCGUCAAGAAAAAUGCACCCGAUGCCAUAUUUGCUGUGGAUAACACGUUCAUGAGUCCAUACUUCCAGAAUCCUGUAACUUUGGGCGCUGAUCUCAUAAUGCAUUCAAUAACGAAGUACAUCAAUGGUCAUUCGGAUGUCGUAAUGGGCUGUUUAAUGACAAAUCGAGAUGAUCUACACCAGCGUUUGCGAUUUCUCCAGAAUUCAAUUGGAGCAGUACCUUCGCCGUUCGACUGCUUCCUGGUUAACCGCGGCAUUAAGACGUUAGCAGUUCGGAUGCAAAGACAUCAUGAAAAUGGGUUGAAGGUUGCUAACUUCCUGGAACGGCACCCUCAGGUCGAAAAGGUGUUACAUCCAGGCCUUCCAUCCCAUCCUCAACACGAUAUUGCAAUGAAACAGUGCAGUGGCUUCAGUGGAAUGAUCAGUUUCUACAUAAAGGGCGGCGAGAAGGAAUCGCGAGCUCUACUAUCAGCUUUAAAGGUGUUCACGCUCGCAGAAAGUCUCGGCGCCGUUGAAUCCCUUGCCGAACUGCCUUCAAUUAUGACUCAUGCCUCGGUGCUACCAGAACAAAGGGCUCGGCUUGGUAUCACUGACGCGCUCGUUCGUCUUUCCGUUGGUCUUGAGAAUGCCGAUGACCUCAUCAAGGACCUCACACAGGCCCUUGAGGCGGCCACGAAGGCGAAGUAGAGGCCCUUCGUUGAUUGCAACAUCAUACUGCAACGAGAGAUGUUAGUUUCUGGCCAUGAUUAAAGAAGACUAUGUUUAUAAAAAUUACACAACUUUAGUAAAUUGUAUGGUUAUACUUCUGUUUUAAUAAAAAUUUAAAUUAGGAGGA
Molecule: messenger RNA, 1897 nt
Organism: Varroa destructor (honeybee mite)
Lineage: Eukaryota; Metazoa; Arthropoda; Arachnida; Mesostigmata; Varroidae
Gene: Cth
Product: Cystathionine gamma-lyase
Biological process (GO): transsulfuration
Cellular component (GO): cytoplasm
Molecular function (GO): pyridoxal phosphate binding; cystathionine gamma-lyase activity
Source: RefSeq, a predicted model, not a curated record